Messenger RNA from Maylandia zebra (zebra mbuna), 957 nucleotides. NCBI's taxonomy places the organism in Eukaryota, Metazoa, Chordata, Actinopteri, Cichliformes, Cichlidae. The record is from RefSeq and is a predicted model, not a curated record.
GAGAGGAGGACUGCUUUAGAAAUGGGAACAUUUUCUAAUACACUUGUGAUAUACUUCUUCAUUUUUGGGUCCAUCUCAGGUUUCACUGAAGGAGUUGGUGUGUUGCCUGAUGAUCGUCUGAAUGCAGCUGUAGGAGGAACAAUGAUAUUCACUACAACAAUGUCUCCAACAGAGAAACCGUUUUCAUCUGUGAACUGGAGUUUUAAUGUAUCUACACCUAUAAUAGUAUUCGUAAUUAACGCAGAAAACAUUAUUGGACCUGAAUAUGAAGGCAGGAUCACCUUCUUCCCAUCUACUGCGUCUUUGGAGCUCAGGAGUCUCACUCUGGAUGACACUGGAGAAUACACUGUUAACGCUGUACACGAUGGAACAAUCCUGAAUGGACGUACUACUCUGGUGAUACAUGAGAAAGUCUCCAGUGUGUUGGUAACUUCCAGCAGCACAGACUUGGUUGAGUUCAGUGGUUCUGUCUCUCUGUCCUGCUCUGCCUCUGGACCCUCUCUCUCUUUCCUCUGGUUGAACGGCAGCUCUGAGGUUACAGCAAGUGACAGAGUUCAGCUCACUGAUGGAGACUCCAGUCUGACUAUAAUCACUGUGACCCGCUUUGACCAGGGACCAUUCAGGUGUCGUGUGUCCAAUCCUGUCAGUACUGUUAUCAGUGAUCCAGUAAACCUCUCCAUCAGCUAUGGUCCUGAAAAUAUGGAUUUGAUCUCAUCUCCUCCACAAGGAUACUUUGCUGUGGGGUCAGACAUCAGCCUCACCUGCUCAGUUGGAUCCAGACCUCCUGCCCACUUUAAGUGGUUUCUGAAUGGAGAUCAGCUGCCUGAUACUGGAUCAGAGCUCAGACUGAUGGAUGUUCAGAUGAGUCAGAGUGGAAACUACAUUUGUCAGGCCUUUAACAGCAGAACUCUGAGAUAUGAAACAUCUCCGCCUUCAGCCAUCACUGUGCUGGGUUGA